This is a messenger RNA of Spodoptera exigua (beet armyworm), 1001 nucleotides long. Lineage: Eukaryota; Metazoa; Arthropoda; Insecta; Lepidoptera; Noctuidae. The record is from the annotation of a GenBank genome assembly.
CUCUUAUUGUCUAUGACAACUUGUGAUCACAAGACCUCUUCGCUUUUGAGUUUUCUGUCAAGGCAAAAAUUGGGCGAAAAAAGGCCGUCCCUUUUGGGAAUAUCGGGUAAAACAGCACCAAUUUGCUCAUAAAAAUACUUCAAGAUGAGGUACUUCCUAACUUACCUGUUCGCGCUGAUGGUGGUGGCCGUGAUUCCAGUAGUGUCUAUGUUCUAUCUUCUCCAAGGAAAGGGUGAGCAACUCAGCAUUGGAUGGUUCCUGGAGAACACGUCCCCUUACAUGUGGGGCACGUUGGGAAUCGCGUUUGCCGUAGCUCUGUCAGUAGUGGGUGCAGCUAUGGGCAUCCACACCACGGGAGUGAGCAUAGUCGGAGGCGGUGUGAAAGCUCCAAGAAUUAAGACUAAGAACUUGAUCUCCGUCAUCUUCUGCGAAGCCGUCGCUAUUUAUGGAUUGAUCACUGCCAUCGUGUUGUCUGGAAUGCUGGAAAGGUACACAGAGCCUUUGACUGAUAUCACUAUCAAGCAAAUGAACUGGAUGGCUGGAUAUGUGAUGUUUGGAGCUGGUCUGGCCGUGGGUCUUGUCAACCUCUUCUGUGGUAUCGCCGUCGGAAUUGUAGGAUCUGGUGCUGCCCUGGCUGAUGCAGCCAAUGCUGCUCUGUUUGUCAAGAUCCUAAUUGUGGAGAUUUUCGGAUCAGCCAUUGGUCUGUUUGGUCUUAUUGUUGGUAUCUACAUGACAUCAAAGUGCAAAAUGGGCAACCAGUAAUUUAAGAAUUAACUUAAAACUUGAAUGUAAGUUGUACAUCGGCACUGGAUGUUACCAGCCUUGACCUCCCUAAACAGAGUAUCCAGUGCUCACAUAUUUAUAUACCGAAGAAGCUUCAAGUUACUAUAAUUGCAGUGUUGAACUUGUGUAUCUUUCCUGCCUGCUCUUUGUUGAUGUGUUUUAAAACAUAAAUUAUUUUUUUAAUCUUAAAUCAAAAAAUAUCUGAUCUUAGCACUCCA